Oryzias latipes (Japanese medaka) is the source of this 7367-nucleotide messenger RNA. The record is from RefSeq and is a predicted model, not a curated record. Lineage: Eukaryota; Metazoa; Chordata; Actinopteri; Beloniformes; Adrianichthyidae.
UGGCAGAGUAGUUGCUGCGCAGCAUUAUUGUCCCUUUCGGCUUGCCGUAGAAUCUCGCAGCACCAACGUACAAGCAGAGCAGUUGUGUUGUUCGUCAUCUAUUACGUAUUUCUCGUCACAACCCUGAAGUACAUAUGUCUGUAAGUUAAGUGAUAAGUUAUAUUCAGAUGACAGAGUUCAGUUUUUGUCAUUUCAAAGAAUGUCUGCAUGUAAAAGGUUUUAAAAACGUUAGCAAUGCUAAUCGCGUUAGCCGGUCUAUGGCGUUUUCAAUGUAAUGUUAGCAUCCAUGCUAAUCGUCUUUUACAUGUAUGUGAAAACUGGUAAUUUUAGCACAUAUUAUGGUUUUGUGUUUGCAUAGUAACAAAUAGUUGAAUAUUUGUUAUGAAAGAAAUAAGAAUGUAACACAUUGAAGUUUAUUAAUGUGUAUUUCUGUAUUUCAGUUUCACAGUGUUUCUCAUAAAUGUCCAAAACGUACAAGCUGACUCCUGGAUGUUUAUUGAGGAACCUGUUAGCUGUCUGCCAAGCUAGAAAUCACGCUAAAGUUCCAGUGAGGGCAGAAUAGUGAAAAGACAACCACCUGACGGGUUUACCACAGAAGAGGUCUACGUGGAAACACACAAUAUUAUUCUGUAAGUAAAGCAGCCAUCCUGAUGGAUAAAGAUAUCGAAGACUUUGAAAUAAGAUCACAAUGCUCCAACUCUUCACACACCAGCCGGUUGUCCUCAACCAGUGCUAUAGCAGCCAGAGCACGCGCAAAGGCGGAGGCUGCACGCACACAAGCAUCAUUUGCUCAACAAGAAGCUGACAUGAUUAAAGCACAAGCAUAUAUUGAAGAGGUGCAACAAAAGGCUGCAGCUGAGGCUGCACGAAAGAAAGCGGAGCUUCAAGCAAAUCUUCACAAGUUGCGACUAGAAAGUGCUGCUGCAGCCGCCAUAGCAGAAGCUGAAGUCUUGGAAUCAGCUGCAGAGAAUGAAUUUGGGGACCUAGAAUGUAUGAGCUUACACAGUAAAUCCAUUGACCAUGACGUUACAAAGAAUCUAAACUCUGAGCACUCUCACCAUGACUCAAAGCUGCAAGAAACCCCAGAAAUGCAGAAACACCAGCAAAAAAUGGUUAAAAGCUGCAAAGGGAACGCCGACGCACAGUCAAGUAAGAGUAAUGUUCACGAGUUUCACGUACUACCUGCUCAACAUGCAUUCAAACAGGACACUCCUCCAAGUUACCCCCAAUAUCGAAACCCAUCCGAAAAAACUCAGUUUGAAAACACUCAGUUUGAGUUUGAACACAGACAUGAUCCACCUCCACCCAGAGGAACAUUUUACCACUGGAAUCAGUCUCACCAUCCAACACCAUCCAGCCAUGUCAACCAGGCUUCCCAAUCUUCUCCAGCUGCUGCUACCAAUGCCACAGAGUCCAGUCCAGCGGCUAUGACAGAUCUGGCCAAGUACUUGGUACGCCGUGAAAUUGUAAGCUCAGGGCUUUUAAACUACGAUGACCAACCAGAGAAUUACUGGGCCUGGAAAACAUCCUUCUGUAGCUCUGUAGAAAGUCUAAAUUUAACACCCAGAGAAGAGCUGGAUUUAUUGUGUAAAUGGCUUGGACCAAAAUCAUCUGAACAUGCAAAGAGAAUCAGAGCAGUUCAUAUUCACAAUGCAACAGCAGGUGUGAAUAUGGUGUGGCAAAGGUUGGAGGACUGCUACGGAUCACCUGAAGCUAUAGAAAAUGCCCUUCUCAGAAAAGUUGAGGAUUUUCCAAAAAUUACCAACAGAGAAAAUCAAAGGUUGAGAGACCUGGGAGACAUUCUUCUUGAACUAGAAGCCGCCAGAACAGAUGGAUUUUUACCUGGGCUCAGCUAUCUCAAUACAUCUCGUGGCAUCACUCCUAUCAUCCAGAAGCUGCCGUACUCUCUGCACGACAAGUGGGUUUCUCUAGCCUCUCGAUACAAAGAAGCUCACAGAGCAUCUUAUCCACCGUUCUCUAUAUUUGCAAAAUUCGUCUGCGACCAAGCCAAGAUUUUGAACGAUCCAAGUUUUGCUCUACUCACUGGCAGUUCAAGCAUUAACAAACCUGAAAAACUCUUCAAACAAAACAUGAAGACACCAGUUUCUGUCAGAAAGACCGAAGUCUUUGUCGACUCUGGCAACUGUAAUGACAACACUGCUGAAAGGGGAACAAUGGACCUAGACAAACAAUGUCCCUUACAUCUCAAGCCACAUCCCCUUUGGAAGUGCCGGGGCUUUCGUAGUAAACCUUUGGAGGAGAGGAAAACUUAUCUCAAGGACAAAAACAUAUGCUACAGGUGCUGUGCAUCAUCCAAUCACUUAGCAAAGAACUGCAAUAAGAAUGUUCAGUGUAGAGAGUGUAAGAGUGAGACUCACCCUAAAGCGCUACAUCCAGGGCCGGCACCAUGGAUUACAGAGGCCCCCACAACUCCACAAAAUCAAGGCGGGGAGCCAAAAGGAGAAGCUAAUGUAGCCGUCACAUCAAAAUGCACCGAUAUAUGUGGGGCUACGUUUAAGUCAAGGUCGUGUGCAAAAAUCUGUCUCGUCAGAGUUUAUCCUGCAGGCCAGAGGGAAAAAGCCAUCCAAACCUACGCUGUUCUUGAUGAGCAGAGCAAUAAGUCCUUAGCGAGAAGUGAGCUGUUCGAGCUCUUCUGCAUUAAAGAGGCUUCGUCUUCAUACACAUUGAAAACAUGCUCAGGAGUAAUCGAAACUAAAGGAAGAAGAGCCAAUAAUUUUGUUAUGGAGUCCUUAGAUGGAAAAACUCUCAUCCCACUCCCAGGUUUGAUUGAAUGUGACAUGUUACCGGAUGACAAAUCAGAAAUCCCUACGCCUGAGAUUGCUCAACACUACGCACAUCUCAAACAUGUUGGAGAAAAGAUCCCUCCUCUUGAUACCACAGCAACCAUCCUUAUUCUGCUUGGUCGAGAUGUACCAAGAGCACAUAAAAUUCGAGAGCACUGCAAUGGACCCCACAAUGCACCCUAUGCCCAACGUCUCGACCUAGGCUGGGUUAUUGUAGGAGAAGUGUGUCUGGGGAGAACUCACAAAACUGACUCCAUCAGUGUUUACAGGACGAAUGUACUGAGGAACGGCCGUCCAUCUCUUUUUGACCCAUGUCCAAGCAGCUUCUACAUCAAAGAGAAGAUGGAAGUUCCAAUGCUACAGCAUCCAGUUGUCUUUCAAGCGGAUGAGGACGAACUGCUCAAAGAGAGAGACUGUCUUGAUCAAGGAGUCUUUCAGCAAACAGCCGAUGAUGACAAGCCUGCUAUGUCAAUUGAAGAUAAAAUCUUCUUGGAGAUAAUGGACCAGGAGGUCUUCAUGGACAACUCAAACAGUUGGGUGGCUCCACUGCCCUUCAAGGUGCCAAGGAGCAAACUCCCCAACAACAGAGUACAAGCGGAAAAACGUUUUCAGACAUUUUGUCGCAUGCUGGGAAGAAGACAAGACAUGAAAGAACACAUUCUUGCAUUCAUGAAGAAAAUUUUUGAAUCUGGUUAUGCAGAACCAACUCCUCUGCUCGCCAAGGACCAAGAAUGUUGGUACUUACCAAUUUUUGGAGUCUACCAUCCACGCAAACCGGGACAAAUACGAGCAGUAUUUGACUCCAGCGCCAAGCAUGAUGGCAUAUCCCUUAAUGACGUUCUUUUAACAGGACCUGAUUUGAACAACUCACUCCUAGGAGUUCUCACUCGUUUUCGGAAAGAACCUGUCGCUGUUGCAGCAGACAUAGAACAAAUGUUCUAUUGUUUCAAGGUUUGUGACGAGCACAGAGAUUUUCUGCGGUUCUUAUGGUUUAAAGACAAUGACCCUACCAAGGAGGUUAUGGAAUACCGCAUGACUGUUCAUGUAUUCGGCAAUAGCCCCUCUCCCGCCGUUGCUAUAUAUGGUUUGAGGAGAACAGCACUACAAGGACUGGGAGAAUACAGCCUGGAAGCAAGCCAAUUUGUCUUGAAGAACUUUUAUGUUGAUGAUGGACUGACUUCAUUUCCUACCACUGACAACGCGAUCCGUGUUCUGAAAGAGACCAAAGAAAUGUUAGCCGUCUCCAACAUUCGAUUACACAAGAUAGCCUCUAAUCAGGAAGCAGUGAUGAAAGCAUUUCCAUCCAAAGAUCGAGCUAAAGAGUUGAAAGAUUUAGCACUUGGUGUUGAUCCCCUACCUGCACAAAGAACCUUAGGACUCAUCUGGAAUCUCCAAAGUGACACCUUUGCUUUCCUUGUCUCCAGAGAAGAUAAACCAUUUACUCGCAGGGGUGUUCUCUCAGCCGUCAACAGCCUAUUUGACCCAUUGGGUUUUGUGGCUCCGAUAACUGUACAAGGAAAAGCCCUAGUCAGAGAACUUUCGACAGAAUCUUGUGACUGGGACGCUCCAUUGCCUACUGAGAAAGAGACAAAGUGGACAUCGUGGAAAGAUUCACUCAUCGAACUCGAGCAGCUUCAGAUUCCACGAACAUAUCUACCUAUUUCUUUAAUUUCGACACAAAACAGAGAACUAUGCGUCUUUUCAGAUGCCUCUACAACAGCUAUUUCUGCAGUAGCUUAUCUCAGAGCAGUGGAUGAUCAGGGACACAUUCAUGUUGGAUUCUGCAUGGGAAAGUCCAAGUUAGCUCCAAAACUGUGCCACACGGUGCCACGUCUAGAGCUCUGUGCUGCUGUGCUUGCAGUAGAGCUAGCCAACAUGUUGUUGGAUGAGUUGGACAUAACAAUACAUGCGGUGAAGUUCUACACGGACAGUAGAGUUGUACUGGGUUACAUUUACAACUCCAACCGAAGAUUCUACGUGUACGUUGCCAAUAGGGUGGCACUCAUCCGAAAGUCAACACGUCCUGAUCAGUGGCACUUCAUCAGUACGGGGCACAAUCCAGCGGAUCAUGGCACGCGAGCUAUACCAGCUACUGUCCUAAAGGAAAGCAAUUGGUUUUCUGGACCACUCUUUCUGAAAAAGGAAAACGAAGCCAUUCCUCCACAGCAAGAAGAUUUUGAGCUUGUGGAGCCAGACUUGGAUGCAGAGGUGUGCCCCCUGAUAACAACCAUGGCCACAAUAGUUUCCGAAACUCACCUUGGUUCACACAGAUUUGGUCGCUUUUCCAGCUGGAAGCAGCUGAUUAAUGGAUUAGCCAAACUGAUUGUGAAAGUCAGAUCUUUUUCUAAAGCUUUAGAAGAAACAAAGACAGACAGCCUUUCAAAGGCUAGGACUGUAAUCAUCCGCUGCAUGCAGCAUGAAGUCUUCAAGGAGGAACUCAGAAACCUUUCUAAAGGAGAGAUUGUUUCAAGACACAGCUGUCUCAGAAAACUUGACCCGAUCAUGGAUGCGGAUGGUUUGUUGAGAGUGGGUGGUCGCUUGACCUCAGCAGCAAUUCCUUGGGAAGAGAAACAGACAAUAAUAAUUCCAAAAAACCAUCACAUUGCAACAUUGCUGGUCCGUUAUUACCAUGAACGUGUCGCACACCAGGGCAGACACAUCACGGAAGGAGCCAUUAGGUCUGCUGGUUUAUGGAUCGUUGGAGGAAAGAGACUUAUAGCAAGCAUCCUACACAAGUGUGUCAUCUGUUUGAAGCUAAGAGGAGACACAGGAACCCAAAAAAUGUCAGACUUACCUACUGAUCGUGUUGCACAAGUUCCUCCGUUUACACACGUUGGAAUGGAUGUGUUCGGUCCAUGGAACAUUUGUGUUCGUAGGACGAGAGGAAGUCUUUCAGAAAGGAAAACGCUGGGCCGUCAUGUUUUCUUGUCUGGUUACAAGACCGGUUCACAUAGAAGUAGUGGAGUCUCUAUCUACAGCAAGCUUCAUAAAUGCUCUUCGGAGAUUCACAGCUAUCAGAGGACCAGCAAAACUCUUUCGUUCUGACCGUGGAACAAACUUUGUUGGUGCCUGUAAAGAACUUGGAAUAACACCACAAGACACAGAGCUUCAGUCUUACCUCAACGAACAGGGCUGUACAUGGGAGUUCAAUGUACCACACUCUUCCCACAUGGGAGGAGCCUGGGAAAGAAUGAUAGGCAUUGCUCGUCGCAUUUUAGAUGCUAUGCUGCUCAAACUGCAUUCCCCCAAACUUUCACAUGAGGUUUUAGUCACACUUCUGGCAGAGGUCGUCGCUAUAAUGAAUGCAAGACCCAUCAUCCCUGUGUCAUCAGAUCCCGACAACGCCACUGUUCUUACUCCUGCCAUGCUUUUGACUCAGAAAAACGAUUCUGUGUCGGCUCCUCUAGGACAACUCGACUUAAAAGAUCUUUACCGGAGUCAGUGGAAGCAAGUCCAGAGCCUUGCAGAUUCAUUCUGGAAACAAUGGCGUCAACAGUAUCUUGCAACACUACAACCAAGGCGGAAAUGGCAAGCAAGUCAACCUAACUUCGACAUUGGAGACGUGGUUCUCUUAAAAGACACUGAAGUCAAGCGGAAUGAAUGGCCUAUGGGACUGAUUGUCAACACAUUUCCAGGCCAGGAUGGAAGAGUCCGUAAAGUGGAUGUCAGGGUGAUGAAAGGAGGUUCUUCUAGAGUUUAUUCAAGACCUGUCUCGGACAUUGUUUUGCUACAUAGAGAGUCAUAGUGGUAUAAUACUUUAUACCAGACGGGGAGUGUGCUGCCCCCUUUAGAAAAGCUGGCAGAGUAGUUGCUGCGCAGCAUUAUUGUCUCUUUCGGCUUGCCGUAGAAUCUCGCAGCACCAACGUACAAGCAGAGCAGUUGUGUUGUUCGUCAUCUAUUACGUAUUUCUCGUCACAACCCUGAAGUACAUAUGUCUGUAAGUUAAGUGAUAAGUUAUAUUCAGAUGACAGAGUUCAGUUUUUGUCAUUUCAAAGAAUGUCUGCAUGUAAAAGGUUUUAAAAACGUUAGCAAUGCUAAUCGCGUUAGCCGGUCUAUGGCGUUUUCAAUGUAAUGUUAGCAUCCAUGCUAAUCGUCUUUUACAUGUAUGUGAAAACUGGUAAUUUUAGCACAUAUUAUGGUUUUGUGUUUGCAUAGUAACAAAUAGUUGAAUAUUUGUUAUGAAAGAAAUAAGAAUGUAACACAUUGAAGUUUAUUAAUGUGUAUUUCUGUAUUUCAGUUUCACAGUGUUUCUCAUAAAUGUCCAAAACGUACAAGCUGACUCCUGGAUGUUUAUUGAGGAACCUGUUAGCUGUCUGCCAAGCUAGAAAUCACGCUAAAGUUCCAGUGAGGGCAGAAUAGUAUUCCUUCUUCUGCUGAUUAACAGCCGUUCCUCUGAGUUUAAACAGAGUUUACAGUUCUCUUUGCUGUAAUGUCUAUAGACAUUAGAUUAAGGUCCUUUUCCUUCUGCGGCUGUUAUCAGCGGCGCUGAAAGUUGAGGUCAAGUUGUCUGCAGGUCAGAACUCUGCUGAAAAUCUGGGUCACUUCAAAAUUUUGGAUAAAGUA